GUUGGUAUUAUUUGGGAUAUGAGUGGAGGAGGGUCAUAGUCCUCACUGAGUUAGACUUGCCUGCUCCCUUGCAUCCUGUCUCUCCUGUUCUCCAGCAUGGUCUGUCUGUGGUUCCCUGGAGGCUCCUGGAUGGCAGCUCUGACAGUGAUAUUGAUGGUGCUGAGCCCUCCCCUCGCUUGGACCAGGAAAACCCAAUCACUUUUCCUGGAGACGGUUAAACACGAGUGCCAUUUCUCCAACGGGACGGAGCGGGUGCGGUUCCUGGACAGAUACUUCUAUAACCGGCAGGAGUACGUGCGCUUCGACAGUGACGUGGGGGAGUACCGGGCGGUGACCGAGCUGGGGCGGCCGAGCGCCGAGUACUGGAACGCGCAGAAGGACUUCCUGGAGCGGAAGCGGGCCGCGGUGGACGCGUACUGCAGACACAACUACGGGGUUAUUGACAGCUUCCUGGUGCAGCGGCGAGUUGAGCCCACAGUGACUGUGUACCCUGCAAAGACCCAGCCCCUGCAGCACCACAACCUCCUGGUCUGCUCUGUGAAUGGUUUCUAUCCAGGCCAGGUUGAAGUCAGAUGGUUCCGGAAUGGCCAGGAAGAGGAGGCUGGGGUCGUCUCCACAGGCCUGAUCCGUAAUGGAGACUGGACCUUCCAGACCCUGGUGAUGCUUGAAACAGUUCCUCAGAGUGGAGAGGUCUACACCUGCCAAGUGGAGCACCCAAGCCAGACCAGCCCUCUCACAGUGGAAUGGAGGGUACAGUCUGAAUCUGCACAGAGCAAGAUGCUGAGUGGAAUCGGGGGUUUUGUUCUGGGUCUGCUCUUCCUUGGGGUGGGGCUGUUCAUCCACUUUAGGAAUCAGAAAGGACAUGCUGGACUUCAGCCAACAGGACUCCUGAGCUGAAGUGACGAUGGUGACACUCAAGGAAGAACUUUCUGUCCCAGCUUCUUCACAGCAUGAAAAGGUUUUGUGCUUGGCUCUUAUUCUUCUGCCAAGAGUGCUUUCUUAGGCUCUGGUUUGCUCCUGCUUCAGUGACUCUGCAGAAAAUGUCCUCCCUGAUGGCUUCCUGAGCCUCUACCCUAUGUUGAUUGCAGUACCUAGUCAUUCUUUCCCAGUUGCAUUUGUAUUCAACCCUGAUGGCCUCCCUUGCAUGUGCACUCACCUUCUGCCCGCAUUUCUUCAUAAAGUUUUUCUCAAGUAAACAUGGAGUGAACAUCA
Molecule: messenger RNA, 1212 nt
Organism: Diceros bicornis minor
Lineage: Eukaryota; Metazoa; Chordata; Mammalia; Perissodactyla; Rhinocerotidae
Product: DLA class II histocompatibility antigen, DR-1 beta chain-like
Exons: 6
Coding region: 97-897 (266 amino acids)
Biological process (GO): positive regulation of T cell activation; immunoglobulin production involved in immunoglobulin-mediated immune response; antigen processing and presentation of exogenous peptide antigen via MHC class II
Cellular component (GO): lysosomal membrane; MHC class II protein complex; late endosome membrane
Molecular function (GO): MHC class II protein complex binding
Source: RefSeq, a predicted model, not a curated record